AUGAGGACUGAAUCCUCUAUUGAUGUCGUCAAUCCUCGGGAUUAUCGCGCAUUCUGUUUUCGUGGUGAAGGCAGGGCAAAUUUUGUUAUUAGUGCAAAGCAUAUAGCCUCAGGAAUAAGGAUCGUGUGGAGAUUCGCCAAAGCGAGAAAAAGUGGUCUUUUGACAUGGAAAGCAAAGAGCGAGUUGGUCAACCAAUAUAUGGAGCGAAUGGUCUCCCCCUUUUUCGAUUCUGUGUUUCUCGUUAGCCCGAAAAUCAUUGAAAUGAACGCCGAGGAUGUGCACCAACUUGCUAAGAUCCCAUCUCUACCUGCAAAUCUGAAGCUCGAGCAGUUCGACGAGCUUCUAGCACUUCCAAGCGAUCUUUCUUUCCUACCACUCGCUAACAUCCCUAGAAAUGUGCUGAGGCUCUCUGCUUUGGAAAUGCUUGAUGCCACUAGAAUCCCCAAGCAUCUGAUCUCGUACAUCGGCCCCACUAUCACGGUAGAAAUAAAACCGAAGCAAGGAUUCUAUCAAAACCAUCUCUCUAUGGACAUUCCGUAUUGCAACAAUUGCAUUUUGCAGCUCGAAAAAUGCGGUUCGGACCAUUUCGAGCAGAUGUACGAUUUCUGCCCGCUUGAUCUUUACUCGGGCAAUUUUUCAAGAAUGAAGUCGUCGCUAGAGGCUCUUAUGAAAGUUCCACACAGGAAUCUGCGUCUUUUCACUGAUGGAAACUUGAUCCACUCGGAUGAGUCUCCACUUGAUCCUGCGCUUUUCACUCCAACCCUUUUUCCUAGCGGACAAGGAAAUGUUGAUGAUCUCAUGGUUGCGCUGUGUCUCGUUCUGGCUGGUUGCACGGACGUGCGCGACUUUUCCAUUCGCGAUCAUUCUGUUCUUGGACAGAUCCUAUCGGCGCAGAAGAUUGAUUCGGUCGGCAUUCUAAGGGCUUAUCAGAUCUUCCAGAAUCUACCUGCCAGUGCUCAGAAAGAACUUUUGAACAAAAAUCGACUACCUGUUAGAGGCUUGGAGAUCUUGGAUGCAACCGAUGAUCGAUCAUUGCUGGAAAGAUACCUGCUUGCUGCGACCAUGAAAGACUGCUCGAUCAUGGCUUCAUUCCGACUUGUCCCAUCAGGAACAUUCCGCACACCCACUUCCGCUGAUGAUGCGCAAAUGAUCAGGCUAGCCAACGGACUGUGCUUUGCUUACUCGGUGAAAAUUGUGGAUCUUGAUCCAAAAAGCCCAAAAAACUUGGUUAAUGCUUACGCCCGAUUCAUGGCUGGUGUAAAGCUGAUUCGUUUGGAAUCUGUGGCAAGACGCCCAUGCGUCACAUGCCCGUGAUGUUUUUCGUAAGCAGGAGGUUUUCCGAUGCCUGAAUCAUCUUUUUAAAUGUUAUAACGUCGUUUUCUGUUAAACAUGCUCACACUAUAGGUUUUGUAAAGUGCUCACUCUUUUUUUUGCUCCACUGCAAUUGUUAUUCCCUGCACUCUUCUCAGUCUUCUAGAAAUAGCUUUGUGGGUGUUGCAGCAUCUUAUCAUCCAAAUGCAUGCCUCUUUUCCUCUGAUAAUGUGAUUUCCCAAGCACUUUCUCCAGUCACUUUGUCUCUCCAGCUAUCCGCGUGAUAUCCAUUCCAUGUACAAUUUUUCUGCAUAUUGUUCCAUUUGUGAUAGCCCAAUGUAUCCGGAUGGUCUGUUUGGUGAUACUUGGGAGUAUAUGUUUUCUUGAAAUGUACCCAGUGAUUACCCUGUCUCUUAUAACUUUCGGGGGUUUUGUUAUAUGUGCUUAUCAUUAACAUCGCGUAUGAUGCGCAUUUCAUCAAAAUCUC
Molecule: messenger RNA, 1798 nt
Organism: Cylicocyclus nassatus
Lineage: Eukaryota; Metazoa; Nematoda; Chromadorea; Rhabditida; Strongylidae
Source: the annotation of a GenBank genome assembly